UCUCUCCCUCAGAAGUGGAAAGUGAGCCAGACCAAGAUCAGGGUGAUCUCCACGGUGAUCUUCAUCCUGUUUGGCUGUGUCCUCUUCGUGGCGUUGCCGGCGGUCAUCUUUAAACACAUAGAGGGCUGGAGCACGCUGGAGUCCAUCUACUUUGUGGUCAUCACCCUCACCACCAUCGGCUUCGGCGACUUUGUGGCCGGUGAAAAAGGUCUUGAAAAAGGUAUUUAAGAGCUAUCUUUUCUGACAAUGUUGUAUGUUCUCCCUCUCCUAUCCCCCUCUCCUAUCCACCCUUAUUUGUCUUAAAAAGGUUUAGUUUGAAAUCACACUUGUGCUAAAUCUACUGAGACAAAACGUGAUUUCUGUCCCCUUCUUCACAGUAGAAGAUCAAUAAUCAAUACUCUGUGUGGCAUAGCCUCUCUCUCCUUCUCUCUCCUCCUCUCUCUCUGUCUCCCCCUCUCUUUUCUUCUCUCUGGCUAGAGGUGUGAUAUCACUAAAAGCUUGUAUAUUCUUUAUUAAAUGUGUGUUUGUCUCCUCCCUAUAGGUGGUUCUGAGAUAGAGUAUCUGGACUACUACAAGCCUGUGGUGUGGUUCUGGAUCCUGAUUGGUUUAGCCUACUUUGCUGCCGUGCUCAGUAUGAUAGGAGACUGGUUCAGAGUCAUCUCCAAGAAAACCAAGGAGGAGGUACGUGAUGUGUGUGGAAACCACUGCACCAAACCACCAUACGGCACAGUCACAGAUACUUCCUAUAGACCUUUUAAGAACCUAUACUGUAGGUACCCUAUAGCAUAA
Messenger RNA from Coregonus sp. 'balchen', 789 nucleotides. The record is from the annotation of a GenBank genome assembly. Lineage: Eukaryota; Metazoa; Chordata; Actinopteri; Salmoniformes; Salmonidae.